AUGGCGAUGGCACCUCCGUCAUCAGGCGGCCUGGAAACCAAGCACUUCAUCCUGGCUGCCCUCGCGGCAACCCUCGUCGCGGCGACGGUCGUCACCGUCGUCUCCGUGGUGCUGAGCCCGGCGCACCUAAGCUUCUCCGUCACCGACGCGCGCAACGACUUCACGAGCGACCCGGCGCGCCUGUUCCUCACCCUCGCCGCCCACAACCCCAGCCGACGCGCGGCGGUGCGGUACCAGAGCAUCUUCGUCGACGUGAGCAACAGCAGCGGGGUGUGGGGGUUGAACUGGAUGAGGGCCAACGUUUCGGCGGACCUGCCGCUGCACCAGCCGAGGCGCAGCGAGAGAAAGGUGAACGCGACGGUGUCCAUGGUGGGGCUCGCCGGGGAGGAGUUCACGGGGAACAGGACCUGCCACAGCUUCAGCGUCACGGUCACCGCCGUGGCGCGGUUUAAGGUCGGCGUCGCGUGGACAAGGCUCUACGACAUCAAGGUCUACUGCGGGAACGUCGACUUCUUCGGCAACGCGAGCACAAGAGCCGACUGCCAGCCUGCGGCUUAA
Miscanthus lutarioriparius is the source of this 558-nucleotide messenger RNA. The record is from the annotation of a GenBank genome assembly. NCBI's taxonomy places the organism in Eukaryota, Viridiplantae, Streptophyta, Magnoliopsida, Poales, Poaceae.